Molecule: messenger RNA, 1713 nt
Organism: Exophiala spinifera
Lineage: Eukaryota; Fungi; Ascomycota; Eurotiomycetes; Chaetothyriales; Herpotrichiellaceae
Exons: 2
Coding region: 1-1713 (570 amino acids)
Biological process (GO): positive regulation of mitochondrial DNA replication; DNA recombination
Cellular component (GO): nucleus; mitochondrial large ribosomal subunit
Molecular function (GO): DNA strand exchange activity; structural constituent of ribosome; single-stranded DNA binding
Source: RefSeq, a predicted model, not a curated record
AUGGCUUCGACCGUAGCUACGACCAUGGCACAUCAGAUGCCGCCCAUGCCUCUUCCUGCAAUGCCACGGAUACGACCGCCUCGCAUGCUCAAAGGCACAAAGAGCCCCAACACAGACCCUCAACCCCCAGGCGCAGCUCCGAAAGGAAAGUGGUGGGUGCAGGGAAGAUGGCGAAACAAGGGAUCCAAUGCCGGAAAACAUGUCGAGCAGACGCAAGCACUACAGGUCGCAAAGGCGUUACGGCACGAGACGCACGGUCUUGAUAUAUACGCAUACCGACACGUAAGGACAAAUCAGGUUGUCUACAGCUUGACCAGGACGUUGCAGGAAGGGAAAAUCCUCAAGCAACUAGUUUUCCACGGCAAGAAGACGGUACCAGCAUCAGUCCGGACCGACACAUGGACGCCGUACUUUUCCAUACACUUCCCGCCUACUCCCGCCGGUGCACUCAGUGGGCUCUUUGCGUUUCAGAAGCUCCGCGAACUCAGCUUACAACGACAACUCUCGCCGCCCGAUGACCUGAUUCGCGUGACAGAGGAAGACGUUCAGAUCAUAAAGUCCAAGAUCGGCACCCCGUUGGAGCUACAAGAAUUACAAGCUCAUGACCGACUCACUGCCCAGAUCCCCAAGGUCGGAGAGAUCCUGCCCAAGAAGCUCCGUGGGCGGCGGUUGAUGGAUCAAAAAGCUACGAGCGUCGCCGACGCAGCAUUCGUGCUGGACUGGAUAAGCUCCGGCCCUGGACCGCUGGAGCGACUGACAGAGGUGGCAGUCAACCGGCUAGCCAGGCACCAUGAGCGGACGAGGCGGGCGAGGCGGAGAAUAAACCGCAUCCGCGAGGACGAAGGAGCGCAACAGAAGAAGAUUCGAGAUCGGAUUACCUUGGCUCUCGAACAACGGGACCAGGGAGACAAGAGCCACUUGCCCAUACCGUGGAAGGUGUUGUUGCAGAUGAGCAUGGAGAAUCACGGCGUGAUCGAUGGAAAUGGCUUAGCCGACGUCGAGAACGUCAUGGAGCUGCGCUCUGCGAUUGCAGACUGGCAAGCCUAUUGCGAGCUCGACGCCAAGGACAUCGAUAUGGAUCUCUGGGCAAAGAGGCAACUCACUGGCCGCGAGGCCGAGCGCAAAGCUAUCAACGAGUGGUUCGAGGUAAACGACACCCCCAUGACAGAAGCUGGGUCCGUGUGGAAAGACGUGGCGGCGGCACGCGAGGCGGCGCUUGCAGACUUUGACGCGAACGAGGGUGCAAGUCUCAAGGUCGACCUCGCCGGCAAGGAGAAGCCCGAGUGGGCCGAGAACAAGACGGUCGAGAUGUUUUGGGCGGACUUGAACGACGGUCUCUUCGCCAGCUCAUGGCCCGAGAACGUGGUCCACGGUCGUCUGGCGCCGUUUGGCGUCGCCAAGGGUCGUGUCCACGGGCGACGGUCCAGCGUGUUGUCGAGCAGCGUGCACGUCAUCGGCAGCAACAUCGACGAUGGCUGGAUGCCCAGGGAGCUGGCCGAACCAUACGCGCCGGCCAAACGCGCAGUCAUAGAAGAGCUGGGCGCCGGAGGAAGCGAUGGUCACCAACAAGACGAGGGAGGCAGACCCGGCUCUUCGCACGUCUCGGCGUUCAGGGAGGCUGAAGAGGAGUCGUUGGGCUUCUGGGGUCGCCUACGCGGUAUGUUGGGAGGAGGAAGCAAGCAGCGCAUCGCCGAAGAGAAGCAGUGGCCUUGA